AUGGAGAAACAAUCGCAGCCCACCGAGUACCGAAAACGGCUGCCGACAUUUGAAGAGGUCUUGUCGAGGAAAACAAGGCCUCCAGUGGACUUGUUUAUGUUCUAUCUGUUCCUGCAGCGAGAAGGAGCAGAAGACGUCCUGGACUUUUGGCUUGAUGUUCAGCAACAUGAGAAUCUGUGUCGAGCGUACUUUAAAGAUGUGCGCAAGUCGGGGAGGACAAUCAGGGAAGACUGGCCUCAGUACUGGGACUAUGCACGCCGACGGGGGAGUAUAUACGGCCAUGUGGUGGGUGCUACGCCCCAGAGUCCGACAACGAAGCGCUCGACGGUGAGCUCGGCUGGAAUGGGAGACUGGGAAAAGGGGGAAAGGGACAGGAGAACGCCUUCGCCGCUGCCCAUGAGCGGAAGACCAAUUACGCCUGGAGGGACCGGUCCAGACGGAUACAGACCUGCAAGAGCUCCGAGUGCAAUGGACGACAGAGACCCUAGGGCGACGACACCGUUUGAACGUGCGAGCGGCCUGUUCAAGCGUGCCUCGAUGCGUGCGCCCACCAUUCUGCAUCGUGAUGCGGCGAUCACUCGCGUUGACCUCGUUGCCUCUGCCGAACGCAUCUUUGCUCGUUACCUCAUUCCCGGCGCCGACAAGGAAGUCUACCUCCCCCCUGCUCUGCGAAUAAACGAUUUCCCACUCUCUUCUCACCAACUCCCCCUUCCUACUUCGCCGGCGUACGAGUCCGAGUCGGCGGCCCUUGCGCAGGUGCCAGAUAUGUUCCAUGAACAGAAGCAGUAUGUCUUCAGGGCCAUGGAACAGGAUGCUUUCCCUCGAUUCCUCAGAGCCAAGGCAUUUGGGAACUUGACGCCUGUUAGUGCCCUUGUUCGCCUGUGCGUUGGCCUAUUGGUCCUGUGGAUUGGACUCUCUGUCGGGUUCUCGUUGAUCUUUUUGGACGUCCAGCCCAAGUCGAAGCGGUUCUUCCUAUUCAUCCCCUUUACUAUCGCAUUCCUACUUCUCAUCUCCCAUCAAUACGAACUCGACCCUAUCCUCGUAUUCUUUCGCCAAUCCGAAACCACACCGUUCAGAACACUGACCAUCAAAGAACGAUACGUCAAGCAUCUGUUAUUAGGUCGAGCAGCAUGGGUCUGUCUACUCGUAGCUGUCCUCAGCGUAGUAUUCACCAUCAUAUUCUGGGCCGUACCGGGAAGGAGGUUGUAG
Rhizoctonia solani is the source of this 1209-nucleotide messenger RNA. RefSeq names its product regulator of G protein signaling domain protein. Lineage: Eukaryota; Fungi; Basidiomycota; Agaricomycetes; Cantharellales; Ceratobasidiaceae. The record is from RefSeq and is a predicted model, not a curated record. Gene Ontology annotation, cellular component: plasma membrane. Bases 1 to 1209 code for a protein of 402 amino acids. Gene Ontology annotation, biological process: intracellular protein localization. The transcript has 3 exons.